Messenger RNA from Sceloporus undulatus (fence lizard), 3359 nucleotides. It is a transcript of the gene C6, whose product is annotated as complement C6. The transcript is spliced from 18 exons. The record is from RefSeq and is a predicted model, not a curated record. NCBI's taxonomy places the organism in Eukaryota, Metazoa, Chordata, Lepidosauria, Squamata, Phrynosomatidae. Gene Ontology annotation, molecular function: protein binding. Bases 420 to 3242 code for a protein of 940 amino acids. Gene Ontology annotation, biological process: immune response. Gene Ontology annotation, cellular component: membrane attack complex.
CCACAUUGCACACAGGUCAACAGGUGGAAGCAAAGCAGUUCACUUUGUAUUUAGCAGCCUUGUGUGAAUGGUAUUUUUUCACGGCACAUAAGUUGUGAGGAUAAGGGGUGUGUACCUGUACAAUUGGUGUGCAUGCACGUCUACUUGGAACUAUGCUGAGUGAAUGUACACAUCAUCACCAAACUGUUUAAGGUGACUCUUCUGAAAGCUCAAAUUCAUUUGCUCUACCUGAAAAUGAAGGAAUGCAGAAAAGAAUGCUGAGAUUGGCCUUUUGCAGGUGUGGUAAACCAUAAGAAAGAACGACAAGGAAUAAGAAUGCUGAAAAAGAGCUAUUGGGAGUAAGAGCAGCUGUGAAUUCCAGUUCAACUGCUAUUCUGAUUAUUAUUAUUCCUACCUUUCUUUCUUUCUUUAUUAGCUUCAUGCCUAUAGCAAUGGACAAAAAAAUUAAAAACUGGCUAACCCUUAUCCUGCUGCAUGCCAUUAUUGAAAACAGCAAGGGAUGCUACUGUGACCAUUAUCCAUGGACUCCCUGGUCUAGUUGCUCACAGACUUGUAAUUUUGGGAUUCAAAGCAGGUAUAGGCAAAUACAAGUAGAUGAUUACUACAAUAAAAACUUCUGUCAGCGACUCUGCACCACUCAGGAAUCCAGGGCUUGCAACCAACAGAUGUGUCCAAUCAACUGCCAACUUGGAGACCUCGGUCCCUGGUCAGAAUGUGAUCCAUGUGUUAAAAAUCAAUUUCGCAUCAGAUCCUUGAUCCAACCCUCUCAGUUUGGGGGACAACCUUGCAGUGAGCAACUGGUAGAAUCCCGGCGGUGCUUUCCCACCAAACUUUGCAACAUAGAGGAAGUCAACUGUGAGAACAAGUUCCAGUGUGAUAACGGGCGGUGCAUUAGCCAAAACCUGGAAUGCAAUGGGGGAAAUGACUGUGAGGACAAUUCAGAUGAAAGGAACUGUCGGCGUAUACGGCCUCUGUGCAACAGAAGGCAUGAGAGCCUUCCUGGCGUACAGUUAAUGAGUCAUGGUUUUCACCUUCUGGCAGGAGAGAACCGAGGAGAAGUCCUUAGUAGCUCUUUUAAUGGAGGCAAAUGCACCCUUGUCAAGAGCAACGACACACGAAAAACAUUCCGUGUUCCUGCAAACUUGGAGACUGUCAGCUUUCAGGUAGAGAAUGAAGAAGAUGAUGUGGCAUCUGAUUUUUACAAUGAUUUAAUCUCCCUAGAUUCUGCUACUUCUAGUCACAGUUCUUCCUCUAGCUCAGGCAGAGGAUCUUCUGGAAUCCCACUGCUGUUCUCCAAAAAGAGAAAAGUCAGGAUCACAUCCUCAGCUUCCUUCAGGGAAGCUAUACAAGCUUCAUAUAAAAAGAACUCCAACUUUAUUAGGAUUCAUAAAGUGAUUGCAGUAUCAAACUUCACAAUGAAACAGUCAGAUUUGCAGCUGUCUGGUGUCUUCUUGAAGGCCCUCAACAGCCUGCCUCUGGAGUACAACUAUGCCCUCUACAGCCGGAUAUUUGAUGACUUUGGGACUCAUUACUAUACAUCUGGUUCCAUGGGUGGUACAUAUGACCUCCUCUAUCAAUACAGUGCUGAAGAGCUGAAAACCUCAGGUUUAACACAGGAAGAAAUGAAAGAGUGCGUUCGAACAGAAACAACUAGGCGUGUCCUUUUUAGAAAGAAGAAAAAAGUGCAUACAAGAUGCACCAACAAUGAAAUGACUGCUCGCCAUGAAGGUUCAUUUUUGCAAUCUUCUGAAAAAUCUAUAUCAUUAGUAAAAGGUGGGAGAUCAGAAUAUGCUGCCGCUCUUGCUUGGGAAAAAAGAGGAGUUUUGCCUGAACAUGUUACAUAUAUGAAUUGGCUGGAAUCAACCAAGGAAAAUCCAGUUGUCAUUGACUUUGAGCUUGGUUUAAUUUUGGAUUUGGUGAAGAACUUUCCAUGUGCAGCAACUAAGCGACGUAACCUCAGGAGAGCCCUUAUUGAAUACAUGGAACGAUUUGACCCUUGUCAAUGCAAGCCAUGUCCCAACAAUGGCAGGCCUAUCCUCUCUGGAACAGAAUGCCUCUGUGUGUGCCAGGCUGGUACAUAUGGCAAUAACUGUGAGCUAAGAGCACCUGAUUACACAUCUGUUUCUGUGGAUGGUUACUGGAGUUGCUGGUCCACCUGGAGUUCCUGUGAUGCCUCCCAUAAGAGACGCAGGACACGGAUUUGUAACAAUCCUUCCCCCCUAAAUGGAGGGAAACCAUGUGAAGGUGAACAGGAGCAAGAAGAGGAGUGCCACUUUUCCAUAUUUGCUGACAGAGGGGCCCUGUGUAUAAGUGAUGAUGAAGCAAAAAAGGAGAGUGACCUUUUGGUCCAUCAACCUGAAUUAGGAUGCCUUAAACCAGAUCCUCCAGAAUAUGGAUUCAUCAGGAAUGAAAAGAACCAUUAUGCUGUUGGUGAAGUUGCUGAGGUUGUGUGCCUGAGUGGAUACAGUCUUGUGGGAUAUCCAUUCUUUCGCUGUCUGUCAGAUCAAACAUGGGUACAGAGGCCUGUUGAAUGUCGACUGUCUGCUUGUCCCAGACCAUCAACAUCUCAGGAUGUCUCCAUUUCCCCAUUUAAAAGUGAAUACAACAUUGGAGAAACUAUCCAGCUAAGGUGCCCUGCAACCUUUGAGCUAAAUGGCCAUAUGCAAUACACUUGUGGCAAAGGCCCAUCCUGGAAGCCUCCCAUUUUGAGACGACUUACUUGCGAGAGAGCUGAUUACAUUCAAGACCAAGGUAGCUGCAGUCCAGGCCAAAAGCUGGCUGUCUCUCAGUGUGUGUGUAUGUCCCCAACAGAGGAUUGUGGCCACUACUCUGAAGAUGUUUGUGUACUGGAACCAGCUUCUGAACAAACUCUUACAAAGCCCAGCUGCCAGUUCUUGGCAGAAAAAUGCCUGAGAGAGCAUUCCUUCCAUUUCCUGCAUUCUGGUCCCUGCCACAGUGAUGUUGACUUGAGCUGGGCCAUCGAAAGGGUCAAAAUCUCUACAGGCAGCAUAAAGAAGGAGCCCUGUGGCUAUAAUGUGUGCUAUGACUGGGAGAAAUGUUCAGAGUCACAUUGGGAAUGCUUCUGCCUGCUGCCAAACCAGUGCCCACGAGGUAAUGAGGAGCAAGUUUUCUGCAUUCAAAUUAGGUCACGAAAGAUGACAGCCAACCUCUGCAUGCUGGGGACAAUGAAAUGUUCCAAAAGGAACUUUGAAGUACUACAUGAAGGAAGUUGUUUAGAGUGAAAGCCAUCAAGCUCAGGAGUGGACUGCCUGCUCUUCUAGCUGUUGCUUUUAUGCUGGGCCUCUUGCCACUAAACCACUGCUAGUCCCAACAGCUGAUAUAAAACAGCAACCUAAGUA